AAUAUUUUUGUUGUUGACCGAUAGGAUGUGAUAUGUGAAUAGUUAAUCUUAAUAUUUUAAAAUGUAUUAGGUUUUUAAAUACAUUAUUAAAAUUUAAUAUUUUUUAGUUUUUGUAAAAUUAUCCGGAUUAAAAGAAGCAAUAAUGGAUGAAAAUUUAAGCAGAGGAUAUGUGGCUCUUACUAAACGUACUAACGUUUGUCCUUUAGCUACACCUCCCAUAGAUUACAAGGGUCGAGUAUAUUCUGCAAUGGCGUUGGCCGGUGCUGGUUUUUUAUUUCCCUAUAACAGUUUCGUCAUGGCUGUGGAUUACUUUCAAGUAAAAUAUCCAUCUUCAAUGGUCGUUUUUGACAUGACGUUAGUUUAUAUUGUUAUGGCGUUUUUUGCGGUACUUGCAAACAAUUUACUGGUUGACACGUUAUCCUUUACAUGCCGUAUUAAUAUUGGUUAUGCAUUAACUAUUUCUACACUUUUAUUUGUGGGCGCCGUUGAAAUAUUAUGGUCAGAGUUAUUUUCGAUAAACACAUCUUACUGCAUAAAUUUGGUUGCCAUUGCAAUUAUUGCGUGGGGUGCGACAAUUCAACAAUCAAGUUUUUAUGGUUACACCAGCAUCCUACCCACUAAAUACACACAAGCUGUCAUGAUAGGAGAAAGUGCUGCUGGAUUGUGGGUGUCUAUUGAUCGUAUCACGACAAAAAUGUUAACAGAUGAUUUACGACUAAGCACAUUUUGUUUUUUCGUAUUCAGCCAUGGCGUUGUAAUGGCAUCAUGCGUUUUCUUUCAAAUAAUACAAAACACCGAUUUCAUUAAAUUUUACAUAGACCGUAGCGAAGACUCAAAAAAAAAGAUAUCGCUGGAACCAACUGAAGAAUAUGUAAAUACUCUUUGGUAUCCAGACCUAAAUCAAUCUGAAACGUUUGCAGAGACUAGUCUUAGUACAGGAAAAAUAUUUUCUAAUGACGAUACUUCAUUAAGUUUUGCUAAUCCUAUGUAUGAUCCUAAUGCUAAUUUUCCUACUUAUAAAGUCGAAGACGUUAUGGUUCACAUAGAAACAAGCAAUUCAUUCAAAAUUCGAAAAUCGACAAUUUUUAAAAUGUGGGAUAAAGUAAAAAAUGGAUACUUGUUACGAGUUGAAGUUUCAAAACUCAUAUGGAAACAAAUGUUGUCAAUUUUCUUAUGUUAUUUUGUAACUUUAAGCAUAUAUCCUGGAGUUUUAUCAGAUUUGAUGAGUCCAAGAUUUGGAACAUGGAUGUCGGUGCUUGUGAUGACAGUAUUUAAUGUUUUCGAUCUUAUGGGAAAGAUUUUGAGCGCUUAUUUUUACCAGUGUUGGGAUGAUAAGAUUUUAAGAAAUACCAAAACUCGUCUUCUCAUGAUUCCAAGUAUUUUAUUGAUAGUUAUUGUUCAGCAUCCAUUUCACACGAAGAUUGUAAGUGAAUUUUUAAUUUUCAUGCAAACUGCUGUGCUUGGUGUAACUAAUGGAAUCACUGGUAGUGUCCCAAUGAUAUUUGCAUCAGCUAAAGUUAACGAUGGACAUCGUGAACUUGCUGGUAAUAUCAUGACAUUAUCGUACAUUACUGGAACAACUGCUGGAAGUAUUUUUGCUUACAUUUUAGACAAGGUAAUACACAUGGAAAUUGAAUAUCCAUUCAGCAUUAACAGUAUUAAUCAUCAUAAAAUAGAAAAUUCUCUCUUACAAUUUAACAAUAAUAAUAAUGGAUUUACAAAUAAUAGUUUUAUUGAAUUUAAUAAUUCUGCAGUUUCUACUAUGAUAUCAUCUCAUAUUAAUUCCAGUUCUUUAUUUCCUGGAUAAUUAUUAGUUAUAGAAAAAUAAUUUUAAGAAACAACAUAAUUUACCAAUAGAGAUGCUUUAUAUCUAAAAAUAAA
Molecule: messenger RNA, 1881 nt
Organism: Daktulosphaira vitifoliae (grape phylloxera)
Lineage: Eukaryota; Metazoa; Arthropoda; Insecta; Hemiptera; Phylloxeridae
Gene: Ent3
Product: equilibrative nucleoside transporter 4
Exons: 9
Coding region: 143-1807 (554 amino acids)
Biological process (GO): nucleoside transmembrane transport
Cellular component (GO): plasma membrane
Molecular function (GO): nucleoside transmembrane transporter activity; monoamine transmembrane transporter activity
Source: RefSeq, a predicted model, not a curated record